GGGAAACAGAUUUCCGUCAUGAAGGUUGUGUGCAGCAUCGUUGUUCUAUGGACUUGCUUGAUAACUAUGUGGCAGUCAGCUGGCCACGUUAACGCAGAGGGUUGCCUGAAGCACCACAACCUGACCAGUGCCCAAGUGGAGGCAGUGGCUCCAUCCACUCCCGUUGCGGAGGUUCCUGUGGCCGUUAAGUGCUACAGCAGGUGUCUGAUCCAGGAUUAUUUCGGCGAUGAUGGCAAAAUCGAUCUGCAGAAGGUGGGAAAGCGAGGAUCUGAGGAGGACCUUGUGAUUUUGUCCCAGUGCAAGCAGCAAUUCGAUGGCGUCACCAAUCUGGACACGUGCGACUAUCCAUACCUGAUUCUACAGUGUUAUUUUAGGGUCAAGCAGAGCGGAACUAUCGCCUCGUAAUUUAACAAUUAACAAAAAAAAAAUAAAAAUAAAGUAUAUAUACAUUAAAACAUACAUACACACAUGACGGACACAAUGGGAUUCAUCACAGUUUAUUGUCGAGUUUCCUAAUCAGAUCAAACGCCCUGUGAUGGCAAUUACACACGAUUGUGCUUAGUAUAAGUGUGAUUUUCAUUUUUAUUUGUAUACACUGAUUAAUAAUUGUAUUAGAACAAAAUAGUAGA
Molecule: messenger RNA, 629 nt
Organism: Drosophila mauritiana
Lineage: Eukaryota; Metazoa; Arthropoda; Insecta; Diptera; Drosophilidae
Gene: Obp18a
Exons: 2
Coding region: 19-405 (128 amino acids)
Molecular function (GO): odorant binding
Source: RefSeq, a predicted model, not a curated record